AUGUCCACGACUGAAGCCAUCCGAGUCCCCGUCCUCAUAGUCGGAGGCGGUAUUGUCGGUCUCAGCGCUUCUCUAUUCCUCUCCCAUCAUGGCAUCCACUCCUUGCUCGUAGAGCGACAUUCUGGAACCUCCAUACACCCACGUGCUCGCAGCGUCAACGCACGAACAAUGGAAAUCUUCCGUAACAUGGGACUCUCAGACAUGGUUCGUGAAGCCGGAUCCUCGCUCGUGCCUAGCUUUGGCAUUCAUUCGGGGACUUCGUUGAAAUCCAUCAUGGACGCGAAGCCUCGACGGGAGGACAAGACGGCAGACAAACCCAAGAUGAAAUUUGUUUCAAGUUCAAAAACGGGGCCGGAGGAUGGUAUAUUCGUGACGCAGGAUAUGCUCGAGCCCGUGAUUUUGAAGGCUGCAAGGGAAAGCGGUGGCGAUGUGAGAUUCUAUAUAGAAUGUAUCGGCGUGGAACAAGACCAGGAGAAAGUGACUGCCACCAUACGAGACAGAGAGACGGGUGACAAGCUCACGGUCAUUGCGGAUUAUCUGAUAGCAGGAGAUGGAGCAAAGUCCCCCAUCCGCUCACAGCUGGGUGUGUCGACCACCGGCUGCGGAGCCAUUGGACAUAUGCUAAGUAUCUUGUUUCAUGCUGAUCUCAAGAGUCUAGUUAAAAGGAGAGAAUUCAGCAUCUGUGUCGUAAAUAAUCCGGAAGUUGUUGGCUCCCUGACAGCUAUCAACAACAGUGAUCGCUGGGUUUUCCAUCUGAGUUACGACCCUGCCAAAGGCGAGAAGCCAGAAGAUUUCCCGCCUGAGAAAUGCAAAGAUUUACUGCGCAUCGCAUUGGGCAUACCAGACAUCGACAUUGAGAUAGUAUCAAUUCUACCCUGGGAGCCUACGGUUCAAGUGGUGACGAAACUUCAACACAGCCGAAUUUUCCAUGCAGGCGAUGCAGCUCAUACUAUGCCACCGUACGGUGGCCAGGGAGCAAACACGGCGAUCUCAGAUGCGUAUAACUUGGCAUGGAAGAUCUCUGCCGUACUCAAACAUCAGGCUGGUCCCGGAUUAUUGCAGACAUACGACAUAGAGAGACUGCCCGUAGGAAAAGCUGCGGCUGAAGCAUCGGCCACAGUUGCCGAUGAGCGCGGUAUAAUCUAUGCGAAGAUCAGCUGGGGGGCACUAAUGGGAUAUGCAAGUAUCCUCCCGAUCACGAGUGGAUUUGGGUACGUCUACUCAAGUCAGAGUCCGGCAGUGGUGGGAGAGAGCAGAUGGCCACUUGGAGGCGUAACGUGGAAAGCCUGGAGUGUCCCUUCGCUGCUCUUUUCCAUGGACGGCAGACCUGGGUCUCGCGCCCCGCAUGUGUGGGUUGAGAAGGAUGGCAACAGGAUUUCCACCCUUGAUCUAUUUGGAAAGGAGUUUGUAUUGGUAGCUGGAAGUGCGGGAGAUUCCUGGGUUGAGGCCUGUCAGGAGGUCAAGAAAAAAUUCUCGUGUUUGGAGUUUACUACUUAUGGUGUUGGACCGAAAGCUGAGAUUGUCGACACGCAAAGGAGGUGGGAGACUGCAGCUGGCAUCUCAUCUACCGGGGCAUUGUUGGUAAGACCUGAUGGAUACGUUGCUUGGAGGCAGAGGAGGGCCCCAGCACAUCUGCAAGAUAUGCUUGAGGGCGUAAUGAGGGAAAUAUUAUGUCUUUAG
Talaromyces atroroseus is the source of this 1680-nucleotide messenger RNA. RefSeq lists its product as hypothetical. The record is from RefSeq and is a predicted model, not a curated record. Gene Ontology annotation, molecular function: FAD binding. Bases 1 to 1680 code for a protein of 559 amino acids. The transcript has a single exon. Lineage: Eukaryota; Fungi; Ascomycota; Eurotiomycetes; Eurotiales; Trichocomaceae.